Messenger RNA from Zychaea mexicana, 552 nucleotides. RefSeq lists its product as uncharacterized. The record is from RefSeq and is a predicted model, not a curated record. The coding region runs from base 1 to 552 and encodes 183 amino acids. Lineage: Eukaryota; Fungi; Mucoromycota; Mucoromycetes; Mucorales; Lichtheimiaceae. The transcript has 3 exons.
AUGCCAAGUAAUUUAGUCCGCACGUCGGAUAUACAUAGCCAAAAUGCCUCGUCAUCUAAUGUGUGGCGCGCAGAAUGGGAUGAACGAGAUUUUCACUGUCCCUAUCUACUAUCUAGCGAAACCACAGUCAAGGGAACGGGCUUGGCUGAAGCAGCGGGGAAAGAAGACCCUGUUGAGCUUAACUCUAGAAUGACAUUAGGUCGAAAACGAUUCCGCCGCCGAGCCAAACCAUUGGAGGUGUUAUCCAGCAUCGACCAAGUCAACCAUAGAAGAGAAGCAACGAGAAUUACAGCAAGUGCAUUCCAGCUCACUGCAACGCAUAUUACUCCAUACACAUGCGGCUCCUCUGGUGUUUGGGUCAACAUGGAUGAGGCGGAUGAGGCUUGUAUAUGUCAAAAGAUAUUGGUUGUCGGUCACAAUGUACAAGUGCUUUCUCCAAACCUGACACAGUUAAAUGUCAACAUCAUCCGUUUAUCAUGUAAAAAUACGCUUAUACGCCAAGGAACACGACCGGAUCUUUUAAAAUUACCAACAUUUUUCCCGAUACCAUGA